This is a messenger RNA of Bursaphelenchus xylophilus (pine wood nematode), 642 nucleotides long. Lineage: Eukaryota; Metazoa; Nematoda; Chromadorea; Rhabditida; Aphelenchoididae. The record is from the annotation of a GenBank genome assembly.
AUGUUCGUUCGAUUUGGGUUCUUGCUUCUGUUUUUCUUGCUGAUCAAGUCUGGAGAGUCUAGAGGUUCUCCUCAAUGUGUAUGCGAUGAUCUGAAGCCCUGUGCCAAUCGAGUAUCAGCCGCUCUUCCUCAAUGUGCAACCCACUGCUCAACUCGACUAACUGCCAUCGGAAUUGAUUAUCCGGCCGCUCACAAGUGCGUAAAGUUCUAUCAACCUGAACUGAAUGGAGUAAUCACCUGUAUUCGCCAAGAACUGGACACUAGUUGUUUGAAAAGCCCUUCCGAUGAUAAUCCUCUGAUCCAGCGACGCAGUUCAGACUCGCUCAAGUUGAUCAUGCUCAACGAAAUCAACAGGUGGAUUGCCAAGAAUGGAGGGGUCCCGUUAAAACAAGCGGUCAUCCAAGCCGUUCCAUUCGCGGUCUGUGCCAAGCAAUGCAUUGAUACAAGGACGGUCAAAUGCAGUGAGAGGAUGAAUUGCGGAUUGAAACUGCCGUCGGAUCAGACAAUCAUGGACACCGCCAAGCGUUGCAUCAACUCCAUGUGGACGACUGAAAAAGCUCGUGAGCUUUGCUCGUGUUUGGCUGAAUCUGGGUUCCAGAAGUUGACCAAUGCCUGUAAGAAGAUAAAUAUCGAAGACAACUGA